This is a messenger RNA of Planococcus citri (citrus mealybug), 1007 nucleotides long. RefSeq lists its product as uncharacterized. The record is from RefSeq and is a predicted model, not a curated record. NCBI's taxonomy places the organism in Eukaryota, Metazoa, Arthropoda, Insecta, Hemiptera, Pseudococcidae. The transcript is spliced from 2 exons. The coding region runs from base 313 to 924 and encodes 203 amino acids.
ACUUACCUAUAUCUGAAUAGGCAGGUACUUGAAAAGAGAGCUAUUCAAAACACAGACAUAUUUCAAAUUUUAAAACGAAUUCUAUAUAACAUUUUAGUGACAUUUCUCACGGAAUUUAAUUCAUUUUCUGUCAAUAUAUUCGCGGUAAGUUGUACUAUCAAAGCAUAAAAAACAAUAAUGGGUGAAAUAUGAACGAAAACAAGGCCAUCGAAUUUUGACUGAAAGCUAUACACUUCAUUAUUUUUUGAAAUUGAAAGUGUGUUCCAUUUUGCGAUAUUUCAACCACCCAGUGACAAAUUUUUCAUCGACAUAAUGAAUCCAUUCAACGCUGGACUCUUUGUAGUAUUGAAUUUGUUCGUUGGCAAUGUUUUAUCAAGAGCCACUCAUGACCAGUUCUACGAACUGUUCAAAGCACGAGUACCAAUUUCACAAAUUAUUGAAGCAGUCUACGACAACAGUCCAGCCACACAAUUGAAACAUUUUCAAACAAUUCAAGAACAUAUCACGAAAGCUGACGACUACGCUGACUACGCCAUUCAAUUGAAAGCAGCCGCUCAGAAAGUACUCAACAGCAGACUACACGAAGUUGGCCUCUUACCUAUUGACAUUGACGAAUACAUGAAAGCUGCUAGCCAAAUGGAAGCUGGUGUAACGGUGGACAAUGCAGAGCUGGAACGUAUAAUUAAAGAGCUGCUAGAAAAGAAACGGAAGCUUUUGGCGUCUUCGGAAGCAGCAAAGAAAGCUUACUUGAAUAGAAUUGUCAAGGUUGCGAAUUCCGACGAAUUUGAUCACCCACGACCAAAGAAAGGCAAAAACAAGGGUAAUGGGAGAUCUGAUUCGAGUCAGCGCAGAAAUCGUUACAUUUCGACAUCGUUGAGUGAAUCAAAUCAGGGUGAAGAAAAUUCAGAAAUACUCGUAAACUAAGUACAAUUUAAAUAAUUUGUAUGAAAAUUCAUAAGUACAUAAUAAUUGGUAAGUCGAGUGCAAAUAAAUUUUCAAGAAGGAAA